Molecule: messenger RNA, 1602 nt
Organism: Cladophialophora psammophila CBS 110553
Lineage: Eukaryota; Fungi; Ascomycota; Eurotiomycetes; Chaetothyriales; Herpotrichiellaceae
Exons: 1
Coding region: 1-1602 (533 amino acids)
Biological process (GO): thiamine biosynthetic process
Cellular component (GO): cytoplasm
Molecular function (GO): hydroxyethylthiazole kinase activity; thiamine-phosphate diphosphorylase activity; magnesium ion binding
Source: RefSeq, a predicted model, not a curated record
AUGUCGCCACAAGAAGCCAACGGUGGGAAACCGUCCAUAGACUGGUCUCUGUACCUCGUCACAGACUCGACGCCCGCCAUCCUGGGAGACAGGGAUGUUCUGCACGUCGUCGACCAAGCGAUCCAAGGCGGCGUGGGCGUCGUCCAAUAUCGAGAGAAACAUGCCGAUACCGGCGUCAUGAUCGACGUAGCCUUCAAACUGCACACCGUCACACAGAAACACAAUGUCCCCCUGCUGAUCAACGACCGAGUUGACGUGUGCAUGGCAGUAGGCGCAGAAGGUGUGCAUAUCGGUCAAGAUGACAUGGACAUCGUCCGUGCCAGGGAGAUUCUGGGACCGCACGCCAUUAUAGGGGUUACAGCCUCGUCGCCAGAAGAGGCGGCAAAGGCGAUCAAAGACGGUGCCGACUAUCUGGGCAUUGGAACCACCUUCGCCACGCCCACAAAGACAGACACGAAGCAUAUCAUCGGCACCAGAGGGCUCCAGGAGAUAUUGCGCACUUGCGACACGGGAACCACCAAGUCGAUCCCUUGUGUCGCCAUCGGCAGCAUCAACGCCUCCAAUGUCCAGCGCGUUCUACAUCAAUCCGCGUCCGGUUCGAACCGACUUAACGGGAUUGCUGUGGUCAGCGCCAUUAUGGCUUCACCAGACCCGCAAGCGUCCGCCAGAACGCUCCGCGAUUUGAUCGAGUCCGGCCCCGAAAAAUUCUACGCGGCUGUUCCCCCCAAUAAACCGAUCAUCACCGACCUGAAAACCCUCAUCACGCACGCCCCCGAUGUCAUCAGGGCGCACGUCUCGUCGGGCACGCUCUGCCACAACAUGACCAACACGGUCGUGCAGAACUUCGUCGCCAACGUCUGUCUCAGCACGGGGUCCUCGCCCAUCAUGUCCGAGAACGGGUCUGAGGCCGCCGACCUGGCGAAACUAGGCGGCGCGCUCGUCAUCAACAUGGGCACCAUCACGCCAGACAAGAUGGACGCAUACAUCGAGGGGACGAGAGCGUACAAUGCGGUGGGGGCGCCUAUCCUCUUCGACCCCGUCGGCGGAGGGGCGACGGCCGUCCGCCGCGCCGCCAUUGAGCGGCUCCUCACGGCGGGCUUCUUCAGCGUCAUCAAGGGUAACGAAGGCGAAAUUCGCGCCGUGGCAGGCUCAUCGACCUCCCAGCAGCGGGGCGUGGACUCGGGCCCCUCGGACGCCACUUCUGGGGAGAAAGCUCAACUGGUCAAGACCUUGGCGCAGCGCGAGCACUGCAUCGUGCUCAUGACGGGCCAGACAGACUACAUGUCCGACGGCACACGCACGGUGGUGAUUAGAAACGGCUCGCGCUGGCUGGGCAAAAUCACGGGCUCGGGCUGCGCCUUGGGGGCCGUCGUCGCGAGCUACAUGGCCGUGUUUCCCGACGACAAAUUCCUCGCCUGUCUCGCGGGCAUCCUGCACUUUGAGAUCGCGGCCGAGUCGGCGGGCGAGUAUUGUAGCGGGCCCGGCACGUUUGUGCCCGCAUUUCUCGACUCGCUUGAUCAGCUGGGCCAGGAAAUGCUCAAACAGGAGGGCCUAGGGUUGCCCGGUUAUUUUGCCUCCCAGGUAAAGGUGGAGAUGGUCUGA